AUGUCUGAUAAAUUCCCACCUCUUGAGGAUGAGCAGUUUAAUGCCGAUGCCGUUGAAUCCAAUGAAGAGACGGACUUUUUGAAAAGAGAGGCCGAACUUUUAGGAGACGAGUUCAAGACCGAAGAAGACUCUGAGUUCCUGCAACAAGACAAAGACAACGAAAUUGAAGACUUUGAAAGGACAUAUCCUGAGGUCUCAAAUGUGCAAGCACAUGGUGAAGUGGACGCCGAUGCUAAUGAGUCCGAAUUCGAUGAUUUCGGAGAGCCUCAAACGGCGACUAAGGAAGCAAGUCGUGGUACGGCGGUAGCUCAAUGGCAGGAGAAGCGCGCCACUGAGAUUGCUGAAAAGGACAUUGCAGAAGAAAAUGCAAAGAAAGAAUUGCAGGAAAAAGCCGCCAAGCAUCUGGACGAUUUCUACGAAAACUACAAUGAAAAGAAGCAGCAACAGUUGAAAGCGUACAGAGAAGAAGCUCAAGAGCUUUUGCACCGCAGAGACGAGUUUUUCGCGCAAUACAACACCGUCUGGGAUAGAGUUUUCGAGUUGAUCAACGUCGACGACGCCGACAUUGUUGGCGACAGAAAUAGAUCCAAGUUCAAAGAGAUCUUGCUGAGGCUGAAGGGCAACCCGAAGGCGCCUGGUGCUGUCUCUACCAGCUAA
Lachancea mirantina is the source of this 657-nucleotide messenger RNA. The record is from the annotation of a GenBank genome assembly. NCBI's taxonomy places the organism in Eukaryota, Fungi, Ascomycota, Saccharomycetes, Saccharomycetales, Saccharomycetaceae.